This is a messenger RNA of Abrus precatorius (Indian licorice), 1790 nucleotides long. RefSeq names its product 5-amino-6-(5-phospho-D-ribitylamino)uracil phosphatase, chloroplastic. Lineage: Eukaryota; Viridiplantae; Streptophyta; Magnoliopsida; Fabales; Fabaceae. The record is from RefSeq and is a predicted model, not a curated record. The transcript has 2 exons. The coding region runs from base 424 to 1551 and encodes 375 amino acids.
AAACCACACUUUUGUCAUAAAAAUCGGAAUCAAAUAAAAAAUUAAAUAAAAAAAGAAAAAGGAAAACGUAGCUUACGGGGAAAAUUGGCAAAUAAAGAAGAGAGAUUCAAGUUUGUUUUCCUUCUCUUCGAGGCCGUGAAGUUUCUGAUUCUCUUUUUACUUUCUUUCUCUUUCAGGGGAUUUUUCUGAUGGUUCUUGACGAUAAAGUUGCGAUUUUGCUGUGAAACUCUGUUUCUCUUUGUCGUUUUGCUCCCAAGAUGUUGUCGUUUUCAAGAAUAUAGUUUUGCUCUGGGAAUAACGGUUCUAGUUUUGCACUGAAUCGUUGGUUAGAUAGGUUUAUUUGAAGUGAAAUUGGCAACCCCUCGUUGUGGAACUCAAUUCAACUUGGUCAGAGGCAGUAGAGGUGCCUUUCUUGGUUAAAAAAUGGUUGAAUCAAUUGCUGCAACUUCGCUCCUUGGUCACCGUCCUAUUUGUGGUGGAAGUUUGACCAGAGAUGUUUCUGGUAAACGCAAAUCUUUGAAUACUUGUAGGUUCCCAACAACUGAGUUUCUUGGUGGAAGGAUUGAUGUUUCUCUGCAUUUGUCUAAAUCUAAAUCUGGUAGCUUUUUGUCAUCUUCAAUUAUGGCCUUGGCUGUGGAGCUCACAAGAGAAGCAUAUUCUUAUAGGGAAGAGAAAUUUCCCAAAAGAGAUAGCAUGAUAGAUAGUGGCUUUGAUCCUAGACCUGGUUUGUGGCCUCCAGCAAAUAGAGCAGAUAAGCCUUCACUUCGGAAUCCAUUGCUUCGGCAAGAGAGGAUGGGAUGUGGCUGGUUGGGUGCUAUAUUUGAGUGGGAGGGUGUUAUCAUUGAAGACAACCCUGACUUGGAGAAACGAGCUUGGCUAACCCUAUCUCAAGAAGAAGGCAAACCCUCUCCUCCUACUUUCAUCCUUAAGAGAAUAGAAGGGAUGAAGAAUGAGCAGGCAAUUUCCGAAGUGCUGUGUUGGUCUAGGGAUCCAGCAGAAUUAAGAAGAAUGGCUAACAGAAAGGAAGAAAUCUACCAAUCUUUGCAAGGUGGGAUACAUAGUCUCAUGCCCGGGUCUAAGGAGUUUGUGAGUGUUUUGAUGCAUUAUAAGAUACCAAUGGCAUUGGUUUCCACGCGUCCUAGAAAAACUCUUGAGUCUGCUAUUGGGGAAAUUGGUAUUGAGGACAAUUUCAGUGUCAUUGUAGCAGCAGAGGAUGUUCACAGGGGAAAGCCUGAUCCAGAAAUGUUUGUGUAUGCCACCCAGCUUUUAAACUUCAUACCUGAGAGGUGCAUUGUGUUUGGAAACUCAAACCAAACAGUGGAGGCUGCUCAUGAUGCGCGGAUGAAGUGCGUAGCUGUUGCUAGCAAGCAUCCUGUCUACGAGCUUGGGGCUGCAGACUUAGUUGUCAGGCGCCUAGAUGAGCUUUCAGUGGUUGAUUUGAAGAAUCUUGCAGACAUUGAAUUGUCUGAAUUUGGGUCUGGGGAACCUGAGGUGGAGCUGGAGAUGGAAAAAGAUUAUGACACAUCUUCAGUUGAUGACUCUUUCUGGUAAAUUCUAAAAAUGUACAGUUGAUUAAACUUCAUCUGAUUCUUGAUGAUAUUAGUUACAGGUUAGUUACUUGUGUAUAUGGCAAACAGAAUAAAUGGGGGGAAAAUGAUAAGCGAUGUGCAUUGAACAUUGAUGUUACUGCUACUGUAUUUCUGUCUAUAUACAUUCACGGUACUUUUAGAUUUGAUUUACUGGUUUUUCAAUCCAUAAUAUAGAAUACAAAUUAUCUCAUGAAGUUUAGG